Prosopis cineraria is the source of this 2253-nucleotide messenger RNA. Its product is annotated as 2-succinylbenzoate--CoA ligase, chloroplastic/peroxisomal. Gene Ontology annotation, molecular function: medium-chain fatty acid-CoA ligase activity. The record is from RefSeq and is a predicted model, not a curated record. Lineage: Eukaryota; Viridiplantae; Streptophyta; Magnoliopsida; Fabales; Fabaceae. The coding region runs from base 519 to 2198 and encodes 559 amino acids. Gene Ontology annotation, biological process: fatty acid metabolic process. The transcript is spliced from 10 exons.
UACCAUCGUUGCUUGAGAUAACUCCAUCGUGGCCAUUACUUUGUCAUCCCCUCGACUUCGCGUUCAACAAAAUCAUUUUCCUCAAUCUCUUCCUUUUCUUCUUCGCUAUUCAUGAUCAGUCGAAACUGUUUCCCUUUGCACCUUUGAGUGGGUUCAUAUUUUCAUCGCAUUUGAAGCAUAAUCCAAGCUCUCGUCGUCUAUUCAACUCAGCCUCGGACGGUCGCUUGGGUCUCGCAUUGCUACUGCUCUCGCUACUGGGUAUAGCUAUCGCGGAAGCAGUCUUGUGGUUAGCUCCCUUCGAGCUCUCGACAUCCUUGGUUCCGCUCUUCAUUUCUUCGUCUUUCGUUGCAGCGAGUCUCUUCUGGUCUUCUCCAGUCUCGCAGAUUGCAUCUACUCUUACUUACCUUCCUCCACUGGAUUUCUGUGGCAUUUUCUUGUCACACGGUUGAAAGGGUUUGGCCACGAACACGACAGUUCCAAAUAGGCAGAUACAGAGAGAGCAUUUGGAGCAUUCCCGGAUGGGUAAGUACUCCGAUGCUCAUAUUUGCCAAUGUUUGAAUCAACUGUUAACUUCCCGACGGAAUCUUCCGGUUACAAUUACCAAUGGCCAGCCCAAAACUGGAGAACAGUUCGUGCAUGAAGUAGUGUCCUUGGCGUACGGCCUUCGAGAAAUUGGAGUUAAAGCAGGUGACGUUGUCGCCAUCUCUGCUUACAACAGUGAUUUGUAUCUGGGGUGGUUAUUAGCUAUUGCAUUUGUUGGAGGGAUAGCUUCUCCCUUGAACUAUCGAUGGAGCAUUAAAGAGGCAAUAUUAGCAAUUACCUCAGUGAGACCGGUGAUGUUGGUUAUUGAUGAGAGUAGUUACACCUGGUUCAUAAACCUCCAGAAAAAGGAUAUCCCAUCUCUGAGGUGGCAUGUCUUUUUAGGCUCCUCUUCCUCAGAUUUUAUCAAGAAGUGGAAUUUACUAACUCCAGAAUUACUAAAGAAGCAUCUCACAAAGCUUCCACCAUUUCGUUAUUCAUGGGCUCCCGAAGGUGCUGUCAUAAUAUGCUUCACCUCAGGAACGACGGGAAAACCGAAGGGAGUUACCCUAAGCCAUGCAGCUCUGAUUAUACAAUCUCUAGCAAAGAUUGCCAUUGUUGGGUACUGUGAGGAUGAUAUCUAUUUGCAUACUGCUCCAUUGUGCCAUAUUGGUGGAUUGUCAUCGGCAAUGGCCAUGCUAAUGGUUGGCAGCUGCCAUGUCUUGAUGUCCAAGUUUGAUGCCCAAUCAGCUGUUGAUGCCAUAGAGCAAUAUACUGUCACAUCUCUAAUCACAGUCCCUGCAAUAAUGGCUGAUAUGGUUCUCGUAAUUAGGGGCAAGGAGACCUGGAAUGGUGGAGAAUCUGUCAAGAAAAUACUCAACGGGGGUGGGAGCCUCUCAAAUGAGCUCAUCAUGUACUCCAGUAUAUUCUUCCCUAAAGCUAAGCUUAUCUCAGCUUAUGGGAUGACUGAGACUUGCUCUUCACUGACAUUCCUGACCCUCUACGACUCGACUUAUGAAAAGAUUGGUCAGUCUUUUCAGACGGCUGCGAAUAGAAGAUCUGAUACUAUGAAAUACUCUCAAGGUGUUUGUGUUGGCAAGGUUGCUCCCCAUGUCGAACUUAGUAUAUAUUCAGAUGCCUCUGGUCAUGUUGGGAGAAUUUUAACUAGAGGGCCACAUGUAAUGCUCCGAUAUUGGGAUCAAACUCCAACAUGCCCGUUAGAUCCAUCAAAUGACGUCUGGCUUGACACAGGUGAUAUUGGAUCAAUUGAUCACAACGGUAAUUUGUGGCUCCUUGGACGAACAAAUGGUCUGAUCAAAAGUGGUGGAGAGAACAUCUAUCCUGAAGAGGUUGAAGAAAUUCUACUGGAACAUUCAGGAAUUGCCGGUGUGGUAAUUGUGGGAAUUCCUGAUGUUCGCUUGACCGAGAUGGUAGUUGCUUGUAUCCAAACAAGUAAAGAUUGGCAAUGGUCAGAGCAGUCUGUUUCAGAAGAUCAUCACUUAUCACCAGGGAAUCUUAGGCAAUAUUGUAUGAAAAAGAAUUUAAGCAGGUUUAAGAUACCAAAAGUGUUUAUUUUGUGGAGGAAACCUUUUCCACUCACUACUUCUGGAAAAAUAAGGAGAGACCAACUUCGAAAGGAACUCAUGUAUCAACUACAUUCUUUGCAAAGUAAUAUUUGAAUAUCUUAAUUGAUUAACUAUAAGAUUAUCUUCAAAUAUAUUUUUUUCUGAUUCA